This is a messenger RNA of Suillus subalutaceus, 399 nucleotides long. Its product is annotated as mitochondrial ribosomal protein L37-domain-containing protein. The record is from RefSeq and is a predicted model, not a curated record. Gene Ontology annotation, cellular component: mitochondrial large ribosomal subunit. Gene Ontology annotation, molecular function: structural constituent of ribosome. The transcript is spliced from 2 exons. The coding region runs from base 1 to 399 and encodes 132 amino acids. Lineage: Eukaryota; Fungi; Basidiomycota; Agaricomycetes; Boletales; Suillaceae.
AUGUCCUUUCUUAUUACAAUUUCUCGUUCGUCCAUCCGGCAAGCCUUCUCUCCGUGUCUUGCGCGCAGCUAUGCCGCAAAGAGCUCGAAUACAGAACAGACACAGAAAAUAAGUACAAAAGACACCUCGUUCACUGAAGAAAAAACACUCUCGUCAUGUCCACCAGGUACAAUCCUGGAGGGGCUGAACUAUCUCAAAGGACAACCUCCGGUGAUAGCUCUCCCCGAUGAGGAGUAUCCUUCGUGGCUGUGGGAGCUUCUGAAGCCGAAAGCAUAUGAAGAGGACGGUCCUGGAGGCAAGGCGGAGAAGAAAACGACUCCGAAAGGAGAAUCAACAACGCAUCAAGGACCAAAACUUCAUGAAGACGCAGUGGUGAGUACAUUUGCUAUUCGUGCUUGA